Molecule: messenger RNA, 1257 nt
Organism: Nymphaea colorata (pocket water lily)
Lineage: Eukaryota; Viridiplantae; Streptophyta; Magnoliopsida; Nymphaeales; Nymphaeaceae
Exons: 2
Coding region: 1-1257 (418 amino acids)
Biological process (GO): autophagosome organization; protein autophosphorylation; autophagy
Cellular component (GO): cytoplasm; autophagosome
Molecular function (GO): ATP binding; protein serine/threonine kinase activity
Source: RefSeq, a predicted model, not a curated record
AUGAAGAAGAUCAACAACGAAGUGCACAAGAAUUUGCUCUCCUCAGAAAUAGAAGUCCUAAAAUCGCUCAAGAACAGCGACAACAUCCUCGAGGUCUAUGACAUCUAUAACACCAAAAAUAACACAUACAUCAUCACCGAGCUCUGCGACGGCGGCGACCUCUCCAAGUUCAUCUCCGGAAAGCGGACGCUCGCCGAACCGGAAGCGGUCGCACUCAUGAACCAGGUGAUCAAUGGAUACAACAACAUGCAGACCCGCGGAAUAAUCCACCGCGACCUGAAGCCAGCCAACAUUUUCCUCAAGAACAGCGAAGUCAAAAUCGCAGACUUCGGCUUCGCGAUGAAGCACACUGACUGCAGGAAAUACUCGUCCUACAACGUGGGAUCGCCCGUCUACAUGCCUCCCGAAGCACUCAACGAAAACAAGUACAGCUUCAAGAGCGACAUCUGGGCGCUCGGAGUCAUCUACUACGAGAUGCUGACUGGCAAAACGCCAUGGAGGGCAAAGACUGAGAAGGAAUUGGCCAGUGGACAUCAACGAACGCAUGAGCCGGAAGAGGUGCAGCGGUUCACGCUCAACUGCGAUAAGGUGAGCGUGGGGAGGGGGCUCUACUCGACGGAAAACUCCAUCUUCGACGGCAAGAACAACCACAUCCGCAGGGGAGGAGAGCGCCAGCACGAGACCUCCCUCAACAAGAACUCCAUCACCAACACCGCCAACUUCAAGAAGCUCGCCCUCCUGCAGACCAACGAGGACUUCAAGAUGAACAAGUUCACCCUACCCAAGACUGCCGCCACCGUCACCAGCAACAAGACCGACCACUACAUCCCGCCGCCCCACUCCAACAAGACCAUCAACGACCUGCCCCUCACGCAGAAGGACAUCUCCCACCCGCUCAGGGAGGCCUCCUGCCUGCCUCCGCCCGAGCCGGCCUACGACCGCAAGUUGCUGGCCAAGCAGCUGCUGAGCCAGAUCCACCUCUGCAGGUUCAUGUACAAGCUGAUCAUGCGCAUGGGCGACCGCCUCUCCCAGCAGCGCAACGACGAGCUGGCCGCCCUCAAGGACUCGCUGACCGGCGCCAUCUUCGAGAAACUGGCAGAGGUCGAGGAACUGAAGCUGCUGCCCGCCAAACUGGCUGCCGACUUCAAGGACUCGCCCGACUUCGCCAAAAUCGCGCAAAUCAUCCAGCAGUAUCUGGCCAAGUACAGGAAGGACCUGGCGGGGUUCGCGGAGGCGAGGGCGUCGGUGGCGCGCUGA